This is a messenger RNA of Ixodes scapularis (black-legged tick), 930 nucleotides long. RefSeq names its product nucleoside diphosphate kinase B-like. Gene Ontology annotation, molecular function: nucleoside diphosphate kinase activity. NCBI's taxonomy places the organism in Eukaryota, Metazoa, Arthropoda, Arachnida, Ixodida, Ixodidae. Gene Ontology annotation, biological process: CTP biosynthetic process; GTP biosynthetic process; UTP biosynthetic process. The record is from RefSeq and is a predicted model, not a curated record. The transcript is spliced from 4 exons. The coding region runs from base 136 to 651 and encodes 171 amino acids.
AAACAAUCGAACGCUCAGCCGGCGGCUUUUGCUUGCGGUUAUUUGCGGUCUCGGGGGCUGUUGGCCCACACUGAUUACCGUGUAUAAAAAUAGUCCACGGGUGAGUAUAAAAGCACCGUUGCACGCGAGCCCCCGAUGGUUGUUGGGAUCCUCAUGGCCAUGUACGCGUCGCUCGCGGCCGCCGUCCAAGAACGGCGCGAACGCACCUUUGUGAUCGUCAAGCCCGACGGCGUCCAGCGUGGACUCAUCGGUAAAGUGGUCAGCCGCUUCGAGAAGAACGGCUUCAAACUCGUGGCGAUGAAGUUUCUACAGGCAACUGAAGAGAUACUGAAGAAACAUUAUGAGGAACUCUCGGACCGACCAUUUUUUCACGCUCUCAUAAAGUAUAUGCAAAUGGGACCCAUCGUCAUCAUGGUGUGGGAAGGCAAGGAGGUCGUAAAAAGGGCAAGGGACAUCAUUGGUGCAACCGACCCCCUCAAGUCCAGCCCGGGCACGAUUCGUGGCGACUACGGCAUUGUGACGGGCAGAAACGUGGUCCACGGCAGUGACUCUCUUCCGAGUUCCAAGCGAGAAAUCGAGCUGUGGUUCGAAAAGGCUGAAGUGGUCCCGUGGAUGCAGUGCCUGGACGACUGGAUAUUCAAGGAGAACUAGCGAUCUCAUCUCAUUUUUUUUAUGUGUCCUAUUUAAUUUUGUUAGUCUGAAUCUUUGUUUGUUGCAUUUUUGACACUGGUCACUGCCUGGCUUUACUCAUCUCGUUUGCUCUUUUUUAGCCAUUUACUCAUCUUGUUUGUUGAGGAUGCAAUCUGUACGGAACUUGCAAAUUUGUCGUGCAUACAUUUGCUGAUGUCAGUUAGCACGAUCGGCUUUACUUUACAUAUUGCUGUCGUUCUGCGACUUUUUUGCUCUCCAAUAAUAAAGAGGUGCAGAAAC